Rotaria sp. Silwood2 is the source of this 1086-nucleotide messenger RNA. The record is from the annotation of a GenBank genome assembly. Lineage: Eukaryota; Metazoa; Rotifera; Eurotatoria; Philodinida; Philodinidae.
AUGUCGUUCAAUUAUUCUUCAAUUGUUGAUGAAAACCUUUCUCGUGAUGAUCCUUUAUUUUGGAGUCGUCCAACACCUGUUGAUUGUAAUACGAUUCGAAUUAUGGGCAUAUUUUUAUGUAUUGCUGCAUUUAUUGGUAUUGUUUUUAAUGGAGCUCUAUUUUAUAGUUUUGUACGAUACAAAACUCUUCGUUCACCGCCAAAUAUAUUCGUUAUGUUUAUUGUCGGACUGGGUCUUAUUGCAUCAUGUACAAUUCUUCCAUUGACAGGUACAUCUUCAGUUUAUUGCCAAUGGUUAUAUAAACGUGCAGGUUGCCAAUUAAGUGCUAUUGUUGCAUUUUUAUAUGGAUGUUCAAGUUCAUAUUUACUUUGUGCAGCAAGUCUUAGUCGAUGUUAUAUUAUUGUUCGACCAUUUCAAGCUAAAUAUAUAACUGUGAACAAAUGUACUAUCGUUUCAUGUAUUGCAAUAUUUAUUGCUUUUAUUUGGACUAUGUUACCAGUUAUGGGAUGGAAUGAAUAUACAAUGGAGGGUGCUCGUACUUCUUGUUGCAUUAAUUGGUACGAUCGACGUACUUCCUAUAUUGCAUUUCUGUUCUUUCUUUUCAUUGUUGUCUAUUGCGUUCCACUUAUAAUUCUCAUUAUUGUCAAUACAAUUACUAUGCUUGGACUUAAACGAAUGCGUGAAAAAAUUGAAAAUGGUAUUCAAACAGUAUUCAAUCGAAAACGUAUUGAAAUGGAACGACGUAUUCUUAAAAGUAUUAUUAUUACAACAAGUGGUUUUGCUUUUACAUGGACUCCUUAUGCAGUGACACUUUUUGUCUCGGCAUUUCGAGGUAAAGAUUAUGCCAUAUCACCAAUGGCUACUUUUUUUUGUGCAUGUUUUGCUAAAACAUCAGUUAUAUGGAUUCCAAUGUUUUAUGUUUUUACAUCGACUCAGUUUCAAUUGAAUUUUAUCAAUCGAAAUGCAUUAGAUCAAUCAAUUGGAAUAACACGAGUAGAUGCAAAAUUAGCUAAUGCACCUAUAUUACCUCAAAAAAAUGGUCAAUUGAUAUUGAAACCUGUUACUGAGAACAAUCAUGACACAUAG